Messenger RNA from Zingiber officinale, 2718 nucleotides. RefSeq names its product G-type lectin S-receptor-like serine/threonine-protein kinase B120. Gene Ontology annotation, molecular function: protein serine/threonine kinase activity; ATP binding. Gene Ontology annotation, biological process: protein phosphorylation; recognition of pollen. NCBI's taxonomy places the organism in Eukaryota, Viridiplantae, Streptophyta, Magnoliopsida, Zingiberales, Zingiberaceae. The coding region runs from base 73 to 2610 and encodes 845 amino acids. The transcript has 7 exons. The record is from RefSeq and is a predicted model, not a curated record.
UCGUGCAUCUUUUGCAUGAUUCUCCAUCCAUAAACUUGACAAAGAAUUAAAGCUGUAGAUAAGUUCGUGAUAAUGGCGAUUGGCUAUCUCUCUGCCGUCGUCGUUCUAACUCUCUUGGUCAUUCCAGAUCACUGUCACGCCAAGGAUAUUCUCACCGCCGGCGAUUCACUCCCCGACGGGCAGACGUUAAUCUCCGCCGGCGAGACCUUCGAGCUGGGCUUUUUCAGCCCCGGCAGGUCCACCAACCGUUACGUAGGAAUCUGGUACUACAAUUUCUCCACCAGAACCGUCCUCUGGGUCGCCAACCGCCAGGACCCCGUCAGAGAUGAAUCGGGGAGACUCGGCAUUGCUGACGACGGCAACCUCGUCGUCCUCGACGGAAACCAGAACGUCUUAUGGUCGACUGGCUUGCCCCCUCUCUCCUCCAACUCCUCUUCGACGACGACGGUACAGUUGUUGGAAAAUGGCAACUUGAUGGUCAACGAUUCUGGCGGCGUCGCGCGGUGGGAGAGCUUUGAGAACCCCACCGACACGUACCUGCCCGGCAUGAGGAUCGGCCUCGACCUGCGAACCAACGUGAACCAGCUGUUGCGGUCGUGGAAGAGCGAGGACGAUCCGGCAGCCGGGAACUUCUCGAUGGGGGUGGACCCGCGUCGGUCGACGCAGAUCUUCAUAUGGGAGGGCACCGGACCGGGUGUUCCACGGUGGCGGUCCGGGCGGUGGAACGGCCAGGUCUUCACCGGAAUCGUAGACAUGAUUUCCACUUACCUAUACGGCUUCCGGCUGAGCGACUUCCUUCAGGAGCAGAAGAUGUACUUCUACUACAACGCCAACGACAGUUUGCAUCGCUACGUGCUGAAAUGGAACGGAACCGUGGAGCACUUGAUACGGCAAGAUGACACCGGCGUGUGGUCCAGGUACUGGGAGGCGCCGACCACGGAGUGCGAGACGUACAACAAGUGCGGCCGCUACGGGAGCUGCUCCGACGAGAACACGCCGAUAUGCAGUUGCCUCAGAGGCUUCGUGCCGGCGGUAGCGGAGGAAUGGAAGAGAGGCAACUGGAGCAGUGGGUGCGUGAGGAGGAGGGCACUGCUAUGCGAAAGCGACGGCAGCGGUAACCAAGGAGAGGACGAUGGGUUUUGGAAGAUUGAGAGGGUAAAGCUGCCGGACUCGUCGGAUUGGGACAACAACGCGAAUGAUGAAGAUGGAUGCCGCACCGCCUGCUCGAGGAAUUGCUCGUGCAGGGCCUUUGCAUAUGUGGAUGGAAUAGGAUGCCUUGCGUGGGGUGUGGAUUUGGUGGACAUACAGAUUUUCUCCAGUGGCGGUAACAACAUGUACCUCCGGCUUGCCUCCUCCGAGCUCGACAGAACAGCGAAGGUACCGACUUUUGCAAUAGCGUUAAUUGUUUUAGCUGCCAUCUUAACAAUCGGAUGCAUCUUCUAUGUUUUGCUCAAAUACAGGAACAAAAUAAGCGCUGUAUUAUUAAGGUCUCGUCCAGCAGCCACGGCAACCGUACCAUUUGAUCUGGGCAAUGACGACGGCAAUCGGAAACAACAAGUUACGCGAUCUUUUCACAUUCUUGACGAAUCCAAGGAUAAACAAUGCGAGGAGCUGCCUGUCUUGAGUUUUGAAUCCAUCAUUACUUCCACUUCCAAUUUUUCCAAGGCAAAUUUGCUUGGGGUUGGUGGAUUUGGCCCUGUUUACAAGGGUAUAUUACCUGGUGGCCAAGAGGUAGCCGUAAAGAGAUUGUCGAGGAAUUCAGGGCAAGGCCAUGAUGAAUUCAAGAAUGAGAUUAUUCUUAUUGCCCAACUACAGCAUAGAAACCUCGUCAGGAUCUUGGGUUGUUGCAUUCAAGGGGAGGAGAAGAUACUCGUCUAUGAAUACAUGCCCAAUCGAAGCUUGGACGUCAUACUUUUUGAUCCAAAAAGGAAGAGAUUACUAGACUGGAAUUCAAGGUACAACAUAAUCGAAGGUGUUGCUCGAGGCCUCCUCUAUCUGCACAGGGACUCAAGAUUACGAAUCAUACAUCGUGAUCUAAAGGCUAGCAAUAUAUUGUUGGAUAGUGAAAUGAGCCCAAAGAUUUCGGACUUCGGCAUGGCAAGAAUGUUCGGAACGGAUGAGAAGGAAACCAACACACAGCGAGUGGUGGGAACAUUUGGUUACAUGUCUCCGGAAUAUGCAAUGCAAGGAGUGUUUUCUGUUAAAUCUGAUGUUUAUAGUUUCGGUGUGCUACUUCUUGAGAUUAUUUGCGGAAUGAAAAAUAGCUCUUUUAUGCAUCAAAAAUCUUCUCUAAACCUCUUAGGCUAUGCUUGGAAGUCGUGGAACGAGGAUAAUGUGAUGGAGUUUGUGGAUCCAACAAUUAGGGAUUCCUGCUCACUGACGCAAGUAUCAAAGUGUGUAAAUGUGGGACUGUUGUGUGUGCAGGAUCGAGCAAAUGAUAGGCCAACAAUGUCGUCCGUCAUGGUAAUGCUCGAGGGUGGAGCAGCAGCUAUUUCACAGCCAAGAAGACCCACUUUUGUUGCGGACAUAGGGGGUGACACUGAAUCAUCUACAGACAAACUCAUAGGCAUUUCUUCUAAUAAUUCUAUAACUCAACUCAUUGGGAGAUGAAUGUUAAUAACUAUCAGAUACAUUAGGAAAUUUUGUACAUCUAUGGAAAACUUUUGUUGAUUAUAAAGUUGUCUAAUUGAUUUAACUAUGGCGGUUGAUACGGGAUGU